AGUGUCGUAACAGGUCAUUAAUUUUAAAUCUGAAAGCACCACUGAUAACUAAUUAUACGUUAGCCAAAACCUUAGUGUUAUGCGUCUCAAUGCCAGUGGGCUAAAAAAAGCUCAAAGAACUGAUUAAAAAUAGUUUGUAUAUGUAACUUUCUAUCAGUUGAAAAAAGAAAAAUGGAAAACUUAUUUUUAAGCACCGUGUUAGAGUUAUAUCGUGAAAACAAAUGGGAGGAAAUCUUGAAACUUAACGAACAUUCCGACGAUCCUACUGCUUUAAACUUAUUGUGGGUAUGGCCCAGUGAAAAGAAUUUAAAUUUUAUAAAAACAGUUUUAAACGAGUAUAAUUUAGACGGGAUUGUAUCGAUCGGGUGCGGAUGUGGACUAUUAGAAUGGAUUAUUAAUAAAUCCACAGGCUUCGAUGUCACUGGUUACGAAAUAAACAAAGCUUGGUGGGAAAGUAAAUACUCCAAUCCUAAAUUUAUAAAACUGAACUACCAGGAAGAGUCCCUGGAAGAAAACUGUCUGAAUUCUAACUACGCUUUGUUGUUUUGCUAUUUCAAUAACGGUCCAGCGUUUCUCGAAUAUAUUAAUACUUACGAAGGUAAUGUGGUGUUUAUAAUAGGACCGGGAAAAGGUAAAGGGAGACAUACAGACCCUGAGCCCUUUGGGGCAAAUUUCGGAAGUUUCAGGUGGCGGUUGUACGGGUACCAAGAAGUAAAAAAUAGCAAGGACUUUAUAGCUGUGUAUGUAAAAAAUAGCAUGUGAUAUUUCUUUAAAAUAAUUCAAAUAAUUAAAAUCUAAAAA
Anoplophora glabripennis (Asian longhorned beetle) is the source of this 801-nucleotide messenger RNA. RefSeq lists its product as uncharacterized. The record is from RefSeq and is a predicted model, not a curated record. The coding region runs from base 172 to 762 and encodes 196 amino acids. Lineage: Eukaryota; Metazoa; Arthropoda; Insecta; Coleoptera; Cerambycidae. The transcript has 2 exons.